Molecule: messenger RNA, 1824 nt
Organism: Fusarium keratoplasticum
Lineage: Eukaryota; Fungi; Ascomycota; Sordariomycetes; Hypocreales; Nectriaceae
Exons: 2
Coding region: 1-1824 (607 amino acids)
Biological process (GO): magnesium ion transport
Cellular component (GO): membrane
Molecular function (GO): magnesium ion transmembrane transporter activity
Source: RefSeq, a predicted model, not a curated record
AUGGACUUUGAUCUCUACGAGCGAAGCGGAGGAGCAUCGAGCAGCGACGACGAAAAGCCCCCCGUCUACAAAUUCAUCGGUAUCGCUCUCGCCGUCGCCUCUGGUAUCUUCAUCGGUGUCUCGUUCGUCCUCAAAAAGUUCGGCCUACUGCGCGCAAACGAAAAGUACAAUGAAACCCCCGGUGAAGGAUAUGGCUAUCUCAAGAACGCCUACUGGUGGGGAGGCAUGACCCUCAUGAUCAUUGGAGAGAUCUGCAACUUUGCCGCAUACCUCUUCACGGAUGCCAUCCUCGUCACGCCCCUCGGCGCACUGUCGGUCGUUAUAUGCGCCGUCCUGUCCGCCAUCUUCCUCAAGGAGCGUCUUAGCAUGGUUGGCAAGGUCGCCUGCUUUCUCUGUAUCGUCGGAUCCGUCGUCAUCGUCAUGAACGCUCCUCACGGCACGAGCGUCAACAAUAUCCAGGAGAUGCAAAAGUACUUCAUCACCCCCGGCUUCCUCUCCUAUGCUGGUGUCAUCGUUGUCGGUUCCGUAAUUGCUGCGUUCUGGGCUGGGCCAAAAUGGGGUAAUAAGAACAUGCUGGUCUACAUCUCUAUCUGCAGCUGGGUCGGCGGCCUGAGCGUUGUCGCAACUCAGGGCCUGGGCGCUGGUAUCCUUGCCUGGAUCCGUGGAAAGCCUCAAUACAAGGAGUGGUUCUUCUGGGUACUUCUCGUCUUUAUCAUCAUCACAUUGCUGACUGAAAUCGUCUACCUCAAUAAAGCUCUCAACAUCUUCAACGCCUCUAUCGUCACCCCCACUUACUAUGUCUACUUUACCAGCACGACAAUCAUCACCUCGGCCAUCCUAUUCCAGGGCUUUAAGGGCACUGCUCAGUCUAUCGUCACAGUUGUGUUGGGUUUCUUAACUAUAUGUUCCGGAGUGGUGUUAUUACAACUCUCGAAAUCAGCCAAGGAUGUUCCAGAUGCAGCCGUUUUCAGCGGCGACCUCGACCAGAUUCAAACCAUCGCCGAACAGGAGCAACCAGAGUCGGAUCCAAAGGCCGAUGCCAUCCGUGGAACCGCCGCCAUCCUACGACAAAUCUCACGAAGACGACUAAGAAUGGAGGCAGAUGAGCUCAAGAGGCUACACGAGGAAAAGAGGAUGGAAGCAAUGGACCCCAUUGAGGAAGGACAACAGGCAGAAUGGGAAUGGGAUGGCUUGAGAAGAAGGAGAACAAUGACUUAUAGGUCCGGCACCGUGAGUUCGCGUGGAAGAACCGCACCAUCGCCGCCCCCUAGUUCUGGUCGCCAUGCACCACCACCGCCUUCCACUCCCAGGGUUCACCCUCCGUUGGGCAUGUCUCACUUCCCGCCCUCGGACGACGAAGAUGACGACUAUAACGAUCGGAGCACCAUCUUUUCGAGCAUCGCGGGUACGAUCCGUGGCCGAGCUCGGGGCUUUACCAACUUCUCUGGCCGACACUAUGAGGAAGACAACUCUGACGAUAAGGCCCGGAGUCCCAUGCAUCCUGUUCCUCUGACUGAGAUUGCUGUUCCUCGAGAUAAGCCCGACGAUGAGUCAGACGCCUACUUUGGCCAGACCCAGGAGCACGUCUUUGAUCGCCAGGAUACCGAGUAUCGGGGAGCUUCGUCUCACAGCAACCAGAGCCUUGCUCCUCCGACCCCUCCGCCGCACGGUGGAAAUAUGAGCGGAACUCGACGCCAGUUCUCUUUCCAUAAUGUUUUCCGGCGGCCUCACUCAUCGAGAUCCACGUCUGGCGUUGAAGAGCCCACUGAAGAAGAGAGACAAGGGCUUGUCAAGGAGGACAGCCGUGGCCCCGCGUUUCUCUGA